Molecule: messenger RNA, 3711 nt
Organism: Closterium sp. NIES-65
Lineage: Eukaryota; Viridiplantae; Streptophyta; Zygnematophyceae; Desmidiales; Closteriaceae
Source: the annotation of a GenBank genome assembly
AUGGUGUCACAUCUACGCCGCCCUAAUCCUUGCGCUCUGCACUGUUGUAUGCAGAAAGUUCCCGAUACCGUCCGGGACUCGGACGCGGGCUCCGGCCUGCUAGCAAUGAGCGCGUUGAUCUGGGUUGUGAGGCGGUUCCAUUUCCUGACCGGCGACCUCCGUCGCAUUGCCACCAGCAUGGACAAGCCCACCGUCUCGGUGUUGAAGGCGCUGCGGAACGAGAUGGUAGCCCUCAUCAACAAGCAAGUCCCGCUCAUACGGUCGGGGAAAAUCGUUGUUGCUACCGACGCCUAUGACGACGAUGGCGAGGAAUUCCAUUCUGCAUCCGUAGCAGUAGGGGUCGCCCCGAACGUCGUUGAUGAGCGUGGCAAGUCGGGAGUCGGCGUCGACGAGGGCGAUGCGGCCGCAGGAAAGGGGGUGACCAGGACUGAGGUUGUUCACGGGGAUGAUGAUGGGGUCCAGGAUCGCGAGGAGGAACGUGAGGGUGAGGGGGGCUCUGAGGAGUCGUCGGGGUCGAGAUCGGCGGAUGUCGAGAACGACGAAGGGGAGGGGAAGGGUGCGACAGCGGAUCUCGGCGAGGUCGGCGUGGAGGCGGCUCACAGAGAUGGUGGCAUGGUCGAGGUCGGUGAAGGGGAUAACGCCGCGGUCCCGAAGCAGAGGGACGUGGAUGUGCAUACCGAUGCCACCGCGGAGAAGGCCGGGGGGGAGCGGUCUAGGAGGAAGAAGGCGGCGAGCGGUCAUCCCGGUUCCACCGCGGCUGGGCGGCAGGCGCGGCUGGACGUCGUCGAUCAGCUGAGAGCGGAGAACAAGCGAUUGCGUGCGGACAAUGCACGCCUUGAACGGCGGCUCGGUGAGCAGACGGGGCGUGUCAACAGCUUGGCGGCGGCUUUAGCUGGGCUCCUCGAGAAGGUGAAGGGUUUGACCGCCCAGGUCGCCGACACCGACCGGAAAUCGGAGGAGCGCCUCAAAGAGGCCACGACGACCAUGGCGACCACAAUCACCGAGGGCCUGACCGACAACAUGGACAGCGCAAUUCAAUCGGACAAGUCCUUCGCCGAGCUAGCGAGGCAGAUGCUGCUGGAUCUUGACGACCCCAAGGGACGAGCGGCGGUCGCACGCGCGCCCGCGGUGAAGACAUUGACCGAGCACGUUUCGGCUGAGGUGGGCGAGGCGAGGAAGGGGUUGGAGGAGUCGUUCAUAAAAUACAUCGGCGCCGCGCAGACCAACAUUGCCGCCGCCGUCUCGCCCCGCCUAGUCCAGCCGCCGCCGCCGACCGCCCCAGCGCAGGCCUUGCCGGAAGAUUUCCUGAAGUCUUUCAAGGAGGACGUGCUGAAGGCGGUGACGGAGACCACGCAACAGUCCUUUCUCGCCUCCGGACUGAAGAUAAUGACCAAGGUCGUCGGCACGGUGGCGACUGCUCGGCGUGGGUCGUCGCCGUCGGCAAACGACGCCGGCCAAGCGCAACCUACGGAGGGCUUGAAGCUGGGUCAUAAGAGGGGGGGAGGCGGCGGGGGGGGGCGACGGGGACAAUUCGGCGAACAGGAAGCGGAGCAAGGGAGGCGGGGGGUCUCGCGUCGCCGGCGACGGGAGCAAGGGGGGCGGAGAAGGAGGCGGCGGGGGGGGGGGGACGGAGACGAUUCGGCGGGCGCGAGGCGGACCAAGGGAGCGGUUGGUUCUCGCGUCGCCGGCGAUGGGAGCAUGGGAGCCGGCGACGGCAGUUCGGGGAAGCAGACGGGGAAGAGCGUGGUCGACAUCCUCAGGAAGCACUGGGCUCAGGUUGGAGCGGCCAGCACGGGCCAUGGUGGUGGGGGUCCCGCCGACGAGCAUGCCACUGAUGACGCACUGCCAAUGGCUCCGCCUUCGGUCGGCGUUAAGCCACCACGACAGGGUAGCGGUGAGAAAGGGUUGCGCGACAAGGAGAAGGCCGCCGCCAAAACGGCCCCAGGCGGGUACGGGAAAGCUGGCCAGGGCCCGAAGACAGGGGUUGCGGAGGCGUCAGCGGUUCCUCACCAGUCUCCCGCGGGUGCACGCCAUCCGACCGGACCGUCUGCGGGGCGACCUGCCGACGUCCCGCGCCAUGCCGACGUACUGUCUGCCGACAAGGUUGGCCGCGCGGGAAAAGGGGCGGCAGUUGCGGACGCGCUCAAGGAGCAGCUUAGGCUCCUAGCCGGCCACAGGGCUGUUCAACAGCCCCCCCCUGCUGUCGACGUCCCAUCGGCCAGUGUGCCACGUGUAGUGCCGGUCGUCGCCGCCCGUACUCCUGCAGACCCAAAGUCCAAGUUGCUGCGCGCCCAGCUGGGCGCACUAGCGUCGACUGCGAGGACUCAGCAGGCUUCUGGCUCUGGCGCUAAGCCGUCGUCGGCGAAUCCUUCGGCAGGACUCGUCGGCAUCGCGGCAGAGCCUAGUGCGACCGGUGAUGCGGUCGGUGAAGGAAAGUCGAAACGGAAGGGGAAGGCGGGCUCACAGAGGAAGACGCGGGAGAAGUCGGAGGUGAAGGCGGCGGAUAAACAGAAGGGGAUGGCGGCGGACAAAGAUGGAGGCAGCAUUGCGGAGGUUGAAGGGAAAGGGGAGAAUCAGGAGAAGUCGCCCGGCGAGGGUACGUCGACGGGGAGGAAGGGGAAGGACAAGUCGGUCGGAGAAGGUGGGUUGACCGGGAGAAAGGGGAAGGAGAAGGCGGUCGGCGAGGGUUCCUCGAAGGGGAGAAAGGGAAAGAGGAAGGCGGAGGAGGAGGAGGAGGAUGUCGAGGAGGUGGAGGAGGUCGAGCAGGAGGAAGAAGAGGAGGAGGAGGAGGAGGAGGAGGAGGAGGAGGAGGAGGAGGAGGAGGAGGAGGAGGAGGAGGAGGGGAAGGGCAAGGAGAGGAGGGGUCAUGGCAUCCGACACGAUACCUUGGGCGACAAGCAAGGGUGGGUCGGCGAGAUUAAGGUGCACGGCAUCAAUCGAUACAUCGGCAAGUCGUGGGACAAGAUGGAGCUCGCGUACGUUCACUCCAUCGCGUACGUCAACUACGACAGUUUCGUAAGCAAGGUGCUCAUGACCGAGCUCACCGACUUGGACAGCGCCGAAUUGGAGAGGUGGAAGGAGGUGUGGGAGGAGGUCAAGAUCUUGCUGACAGGGAUGUGGACGGUGAUGUGGGCCCGGGGUACGCUCCUUCCAAAGACACGGCUGACUGAGAUCAUCGACGCGUAUCGCCAUUACAAGUCCACAGGCGAUGGUCUCCACGCCGCGCUCAUGCCAGCGAUAUGGUACCCAGUCGAUGCUAGCACCAAGGAAGGCUGGGAGAAGUCGGUGUCCAUGCUGUCGGCGAUGAUAGGCCGGGUGUCAAUGUGCGCUGCGUAUGGGAAGACCGCUGCGGCAGCGGCGAAGGAGGGAGACAAGGAGGAGAGGACGGAUAUGGCGGCAUGGGCGUUAGCAGCAUCCGCAUGCGCUGUGUGGUGCUUCAUCGAGGGCGGCGAUGCCCAGCUGGCGGAUGCUAUGGAAGAAGGGAAGUCGGCGGUGAUCAUCGGUGGAGCGAGCCAGGCGACCGCCGAUGUAUUCGGAAAAGUCAUGGAGGCGGUGCUGAACGCCGAGAUGAACAGGGACCGCCCCCUGGGAGAGGUUGCUUACAACGUCGCGCCAGCACUCCAGAGGACCGCCCUUGAUAGGGUCUGUCUGGGGGGGAAUGCUGGAGUAGAUGCCGACGUUAUCGCUAGAGUGACGGUUGAGAAGAUAUGA